Molecule: messenger RNA, 6346 nt
Organism: Oncorhynchus masou masou (cherry salmon)
Lineage: Eukaryota; Metazoa; Chordata; Actinopteri; Salmoniformes; Salmonidae
Product: NLR family CARD domain-containing protein 3-like
Exons: 10
Coding region: 1-3492 (1163 amino acids)
Biological process (GO): intracellular signal transduction
Molecular function (GO): protein binding
Source: RefSeq, a predicted model, not a curated record
AUGCAUCUCUCUGGGGGACAUGACACCAAAGAUAAGAGAACUGUCCGCGUCCACGUACAGAACUGUCCGCGUCCCCGUACAGAACUGUCCGCGUCCCCGUACAGAACUGUCCGCGUCCACGUUCGACCAAUCCAGCAGGAGAGACCAGCCUCCCCUGUUCCCAGCUGUGUGUCCAUGAAGAGUGACUGGUCUAUGGAACCUCCUAUAAACUUUAGAGAGGGAGACUUUUCUACUGAACAAAGUGGAUGGUCUACUCUGCCAGAGGAUCAGUCCAGGUGUGCAGUGUGUCAGCAGGUGCUGAGGGAUCCAGUCUCUAUCACCUGUGGACACAGGUUCUGCAGACAGUGCAUCACCAGAUACUGGGAGAAACCUGCUCCUUCAGGAGACUAUGCCUGUCCUCGGUGUAGAAAGAGAUCCAGGACACGUCCUGUACUACAGCACCUGAGUGAACCCAAUGAUGCAAGAGGCUCUGAAAACAUGGAUGACAGCCUGCAGAGAGCUGUAGUAAACCAUAAAUACAGUCUGCAGAGAGCUGUAGUAAACCAUGAAGACAGUCUGCAGAGAGCUGUAGUAAACCAUGAAGACAGUCUGCAGAGAGCUGUAGUAAACCAUGAAGACAGUCUGCAGAGAGCUGUAGUAAACCAUGUAAACCAUGAAGACAGUCUGCAGAGAGCUGUAGUAAACCAUGAAGACAGUCUGCAGAGAGCUGUAGUAAACCAUGAAGACAGUCUGCAGAGAGCUGUAGUAAACCAUGAAGACAGUCUGCAGAGAGCUGUAGUGAACCAUGAAGACAGUCUGCAGAGAGCUGUAGUAAACCAUAAAGACAGUCUGAUGAGGAGGUAUGAAUGUGUGAUAGAAGGCAUCGAAACAGCAGGGACUCAAACUCCCCUUAACAGGAUUUACACAGAGCUCUACAUCACAGAAGGAGAGAGUGAAGCGGUUAACAAUGAACAUGAGGUGUGGCAGCUAGAGACAGCAUCCAGGACACCAACCUCACAUGACACAGCAAUCCACUGCAAUGACAUCUUUAAACCCUUAGCUGGCCAAGAGAGACGCAUCAGAACUGUGCUGACGAAGGGCAUCGCUGGCAUCGGAAAAACAGUCUCUGUGCAGAAGUUCAUCCUAGACUGGGCUGAAGGGAAGGCUAAUCAAGAUGUGGAGAUCAUAUUUGUGCUUCCUUUCCGGGAGCUGAACUUGAUCAAAGAUCGCCAGUACAGUCUUCUCAGACUUUUAAAUGACUUCCACACAGAACUAGACAAAGGCAAUGCAGAGAAACUCACUGCCUGUAAAACUAUGUUCAUCUUGGAUGGUUUGGAUGAAAGCAGAUUUCCAUUGGAUUUCCAGCACAAUGAAAAGGUGUCUGAUGUCACCCAGACAUCGUCUCUUGAUGUUCUGCUGACAAAUCUCAUCAAGGGGAAUCUGCUUCCCUCUGCUCUCCUAUGGAUAACCUCCCGACCAGCAGCAACCAAUCAGAUCCCCCCUCAGUGUGUUGACCAGGUAACAGAGGUACGGGGGUUCAAUGACCCACAGAAGGAGGAGUACUUCAGGAAGAGAUUCAGUGAUGAGGACCUGGCCAGCAGAAUCAUCUCACACAUAAAGACAUCAAGGAGCCUCCACAUCAUGUGCCACAUUCCAGUCUUCUGUUGGAUUUCUGCAACAGUCCUUGAACACAUGUUGAGUACAGACAAGAGGAGAGAGAUGCCCAAGACUCUGACUGAGAUGUCCAUACACUUCCUGCUCAUUCAGACCAGCCUGAAGAACCAGAAGUAUCAUGGAAGAGAUGAGAUGGAUCAAGAGGAGCUCAUGGAGUCAGAUAAGGAAAUUCUUCUGAAGCUGGGGAAGCUGGCGUUUAAAAAUCUGGAGAAGGGUAAUCUGAUGUUCUAUGAAGAAGACCUGAAAGAGGCUGGCCUUGAUGUCAAAGAAGCUUCAGUGUACUCAGGAGUGUGCACACAAAUCUUUAAAGAAGAGUCUGUGUUAUUUCAGAGAGUGGUGUACUGCUUUGUUCAUCUGAGCAUUCAGGAGUUUCUCUCAGCUGUCUACAUGUACCAUUGUUACACAACCAGGAACAUGGAUGCACUGAAGCCCUUCCUCAAGAGAAAGUCUAGAGGUGCGUCUGAAGAGCUAACCUUGGAUGAGCUGCUGAAGAGUGCCGUGGAUAAAGCCUUGGAGAGUAAGAAUGGACACCUGGACCUUUUUGUCCGCUUCCUUCAUGGCAUGUCACUGGCAGCCAAUCAGAAACUCCUACGAGGUCUGGUGACACAGACAGAAAGCAGUCCAGAGAGCGUCAAGAAAACAAUCCGAUCCCUGAAGGUGAUGCAGAGGAAGAACAUCUCCCCUGAGAGGUGCAUCAAUCUCUUCCACUGUCUGAUAGAGAUGAAAGACCAGUCAGUACAGAAAGUAAUCGAAGUGUACUUGAGGUCAGAGAACAGAUCCAAAAACCUCUCCCUUGCUCAGUGUUCAGCGCUGGCCUACAUGCUGCAGAUAUCAGAGGAGGUUCUGGAUGUGUUUGACCUGAAGGAAUAUAAGACAUCAGAGGAGGGUCGUAGGAGACUGGUCCCAGCUGUGAGAGGCUGCAGGAAAGCUCUACUCAUUGGCUGUAAACUCACAGACACAUCCUGUGAAGUGUUGGCCUCAGUUCUCAGUUCAAACCCCUCACACCUGAGAGAGCUGGAUCUGAGUAACAACGACCUGAAGGAUUCAGGAGUGAAGCUGCUCUCUGCUGGACUGGGGAAUCCCCACUGUAAACUGGAGACUCUGCUAGUCACAGAGGAAGGCUGUGCUUCUCUGGUCUCAGCUCUGAGGUCAAACCCCUCACACCUGAGAGAGCUGGACCUGAGCUACAAUCACCCAGGAGACUCAGGAGUCAGACUGCUCUCUGCUGGACUGGAGGAUCCACACUGCAGACUGGAGAAACUCAAUGUGGAACAUGGUGGAGAGAACAGAAUGAAACCUGGACUUAGAAAAUAUGUCUGUGAUCUCACACUGGACCCAAACACAGUAGACAGACACCUCUCUCUGUCUGAGGAGAACAGAAAGGUGACAUGUAGGAGAGAGGAGCAGCCGUAUCCUGAUCACCCAGAGAGAUUUGAGGGCUGGGGACAGGUGCUGUGUAGAGAGGGUCUGACUGGGCGCUGUUACUGGGAGGUAGAGUGGAGUGGGGGGGCUGUUAUUGGAGUGACAUAUAAAGGAAUCAGCAGGAAAGGAGGGGUUGAUGAAUGUUGUCUUGGAUACAAUAACAAGUCCUGGAGUCUGUUCUGCUCUAACAACAGAUACAUUGCCUAUCACAAUAGUAAUCCCACUACCAUAGACGUCCCCCCCUCCAGCCCCCACAGAGUAGGAGUGUAUCUGGACUGGCCAGCCGGCACUCUGUCCUUCUAUAGAGCCUCCUCUGACACACUGACCCACCUGAUCACAUUCACCUCCACUUUCACUGAGCCCCUCUAUCCAGGGUUUUGGGUUUGUUGGGAAGGCGACUCAGUGUCCCUGAAAUAAUAACCUGACACACACACACACACACACACACACUGGACUCACGAACACACACACACACACUGGACUCACACACACACACACACACACUGGACUCACACACACCCACACACACUGGACUCACACACACACACACACUGGACUCACACACACACACACACUCACACACACACACUGGACUCACACACACCCUGAACACACACUGGACUCACACACACACACACACUGGACCGACACACACACCCUGAACACACACACAUAAACACACACUGGAAACACACACACACUGGACGCACACUCACAUUGCACACACACACACUGGACAAACACACACACUGGGCAAAGACACACACACACACACACUGGGCAAAGACACACACACACACACACACUGGACACACACACACUGAACACACACUGGACUCACACAGACACACACACACACACACACACACACAAACACACACUGGACUCACACACACACACUGGACUCACACAUACACACACACACACACACACACACACACACACUGGACUCACACACACACACUGCACUCACACACACACACUGGACUCACACACACACACACACACACUGGACUCACUCACACACACACACACCCUGAACACACACUGGACUCACUCACACACACACACACACACACACACACACACACACACACACACACACUGGACCGACACACACACCCUGAACACACACACACACUGGACACGCUCACAUAAACACACACUGGAAACACACACACACUGGACGCACACUCACAUUUCACACACACACGCUGGACAAACACACACACACUGGACAGACACACACACUGGACACACACACACUGAACACACACACACUGAACACACACACAAUGGGCAAAGACACACACACACACAAUUGGACACACACACACACACACUGGACAAACACACACACACACACACACUGGACAAACACACAAACACACACACUAGACACACACAAACACACUGGACAGACACACAAACACACUGGACAGACACACACACACACACACACUGGACAGACACACACACACACACUGGACAGACACAUACACACUGAACACACACACACUGGGCAAAGACACACACACACACACACACACACACACACACACAAUUGGACACACACACACACUGGACAAACACACACUGAACACACACACACACUGGACAAACACACACACACUGAACACACACACACUGGGCAAAGACACACAUGCUAGACACACACACACACACACACUGGACAAGCACACAAACACAGACACACACACACUGAACACACACACACGCUAGACACAUACACACACACACUGGACACAAACACACACACACACUGAACACACACACACACACACUGGACACAAACACACACACACACUGAACACACACACACUGGGCAACGACACACACACACACAAUUGGACACACACACACACACUGGACACAAACACACACACUGAACAUACACACACUGGGCAAAGACACAUGCUAGACACACACACACACACACACACACACACACACUGGACAAGCACACAAACACAGACACACAAACACUGAACACACACACACGCUAGACACACACACACACACUGGACACAAACACACACACACACUGAACACACACACACACACACACUGGACACAAACACACACACACUGAACACACACACACACACACACACACACACUGGGCAACGACACACACACACACAAUUGGACACACACACACACACACACUGAACACACACACACACACACACACACUAGACACACACACACAUUAGACACACACACACACACUGAACACACACAGACACUGGACACACACACAGAACACACACACACACACACACACUGAACACACACACACACACUAGACACACACACACACUGAACACACACACACACACACUAGACACACACACACACACUGAACACACACACACACUGAACACACACACACACUGAACACACACACACACACACACACACACACACACACACACACACACACUGAACACACACACACACACUGAACACACACACACACACACACUGGACAAACACACACAUGCUGGACAAACACACACACUGGACUCACAAACACACACACACAUACUGGACAAAAACACACACACACACACACACACACUGGACAAACACACACACUCUUCUUCCUAAAAUUGUGACCUUGACCCAGGACCUCUUACAAUAACAUGUAUUUUAUGUUGAAUAACAAAUUGUACAAUUAUGUCAGGAUUUGGCCAGGGUUGUUCCGGGUUUUGGUCACUAGAUGCCCCCAUUGUGCUUUUUGUCCUUAUGUUUUUCCCUUGAUCCCCAUUAAUUAUUUGCACCUGUGCCUCGUUUCCUCUAAUUGUAUUUAAACCCUUAGUUUCCCUCAGUUCUGUGCUCUGUGUUUGUAUGUUAGCACCCUGCCCUAGUGUUCUGUGUACUCUUGUCGAUUCCGGGUGACGCUCUUGUGGUAUUCUGUUUUUUGUUUUUGUUUAUUUUUUGUGAGUUUCUUUUGAGGCCUUUUUGUGCUUUUCCUACCACCUUUUGGAUUUGCCAUUUUUUGUAUUUAAGGAUUUUUCUUUAUUAAAUACACCGUCUUAAGUACUGCUGUGUCUGCCUCAUCUUCUGGGUUCUGCUGACUAUUCGUGGCUCAGUUGGUUAAGUGACUGUUUCUCACUCCGGAGACCCAGGUUCGAAACCGGGUCCUGACAAAUUAUAUACAAUUAUAUAUGGACAUACGCUCCAUAGUUGUACAAGGAUAUAUUGUACUUUUCAUAAUAAAACAUACUUGAAACAAGAAAAGGCU